AUGCCUCAAGUCGAUGCUGAAGAAUUUCAUGCAGCGGUGUACGACAUUUGUCGUCUGAUUGUGAGCUUCAGAUGCCUUGCCCGCUUCGUGGGGGCAUACGUGCGCACAAGAGACAAAGCUGAACCUUUUUCCCCCUUCCCACUUUGCCAUCGCUGAAUUGGAUUCAUCAUGCCAGCCGCGGGGACGAGUCACUUCGUACGGCCACAUUGCCAAGCUCGCUGGACAUCCCAAUCGUAAGUCAGCAGCUAGUCUUCUGGUCCUUCCAGCAUAGAGCGCAACCAGACGCAACUGAGGCCCCUAAUUCUGAUUCACGUCUCGCUCAGAUUCGCGCAUGGUGGGAACAGCGCUGGCCCUGCUAGGUCAGGAAGCUUCUCUGGAUGCCUUGCCGGGCGAGGGUGGCGGUCACAAUGUCCCUUGGCAGAGGGUUAUAUCUUCCAGCGGACUUAUAUCUCUUCGUGGUCCUGGAGAUGUCGGAGCUUCGAGGCAAGCAGAGAGACUCAGAGCCGGUGCGUACUUUGCCGAGCGAGCAUGUAUCUCGAGAGCACGCACUCAGGAAUUUGAUCUGCAUGGCUCGUCUCGCCUCCUAGAAGGAGUAGAGGUGACACAAGCGCCAGGGAUUAGUCAGUAUAGAGUCAGCUUCUCGGAUAGCGCUGGUUACGCUUGGUGUGAGUCAAAGCUACUCCUUACCAUCUCGCCGAAGAGAAGGAUGCGCUAAGUGUCCCCUCCUUCCGCUGUGUAACGCUCCAUUCACACUACAUAUAUGCUCCCUCUCCAGUCCCUGCUUCUCUUGCGGAAGCCAGAGCUCUGGCUACGACAACGUGA
Messenger RNA from Ceraceosorus bombacis, 822 nucleotides. The record is from the annotation of a GenBank genome assembly. Lineage: Eukaryota; Fungi; Basidiomycota; Exobasidiomycetes; Ceraceosorales; Ceraceosoraceae.